AUGUUGUCCCAACCAGCAUUAGAUCAGAUUAGUUUUGUAGGAAACCAGAAGCCCGUGUCCAACCCUGGCAUUCCAACCAUAGACCUGUCAAAACCCGAGUCCAAAACUCUUCUUGUGAAAGCCUGUGAAGAGUUUGGAUUCUUCAACCAUGGCAUUCCAUUAGAGUUCAUCGAUAGGUUGGGAGCUGAGGCUGUGAAGUUCUUCUCCUUACCUCAAUCUGAGAAGGAAAAAGCUGGCCCUGCUAAUCUGUUUGGAUAUGGAAACAAUAGGAUUGGACCAAAUGGUGAUGUGGGCUGGAUUGAGUAUCUCCUCUUUCAAACCAAUGCCAAUUCCAUUUCUCAGAGAUCUUGGGCCAUUUCUAGAGAAAACCCAGAAAUAUUUUGCUCUGCUGUGAGUGAUUACAUAUCAGCUGUGAAGAAAUUAGCUUGUGGAGUUCUUGGAUCUUUAACUGAAGGGCAGAAGGCUGAACCAAGCUUAACUGGUUUUGGAGAACGCACUGACCCUCAGAUAAUAUCAGUUCUGAGAUCAAACAAUACAUCAGGCCUUCAAAUCUCUCUCAGUGAUGGGAGCUGGGUUUCAGUCCCACCUGACCACAACUCCUUUGUCAUUGUUGGUGAUUCCUUGCAGAAUGGGCUUAAUAUGGUGGACCCAAUUGAGAAUGGGAGAGCAGCAGUACUGCAAAAGUUGUGGUGAAGUACAGUUGCAUCUCUGGAAGGAGGCUAGGUUGCUUGGAGUUGUUUGAAUCAUGGGAUGAGGCAUCAACCUUCAUGUUACUAACCAUGUAAUCAUUGUUGAUGGUUUGUGGAACCCUACUUAUGAUCUUCAGGUUCAGGUUUGGAGGUAUGGGCAAACAAAGCUAGUUUAUGCAUAUCGUUUGAUGGCACAUGGAACUAUGGAAGAAAAAAUAUAUAAACGGCAGGUGACAAAAGAGGGACUUGCUGCAAAGGGUGGUUGAUAGGCAACAAAUACAUUGGACCAUUUUUAAGGAGGUCCUGCAUUUCUUGGAUUUGUAUUUUAAUUGAUGGGAC
Molecule: messenger RNA, 1028 nt
Organism: Magnolia sinica
Lineage: Eukaryota; Viridiplantae; Streptophyta; Magnoliopsida; Magnoliales; Magnoliaceae
Product: gibberellin 2-beta-dioxygenase 1-like
Exons: 5
Coding region: 1-693 (230 amino acids)
Biological process (GO): response to light stimulus; gibberellin catabolic process
Source: RefSeq, a predicted model, not a curated record